GCGAUUCAGACCGCUACAUACCUAACACACUCAGUCUCUACAAUACAUAGAUAAGAUAUGAUCGAGACCAUCGCUUCCGACCCUUCGUUCGCGGGUGCACUGUCGAAAGACUUUAGCUACGGCUUUGCAAGCGCGAGUUAUCAGAUCGAAGGAGGAUAUCAAGACGACGGCAGGGGUCCUUCUAUCUGGGACGAACACCUCAAGGACCAAGAGAACGGAAACGAGGCCGUCGACUCGUACCACCUCUUCAGGGAGGACAUCAAGCUCCUCAAGCUCUACGGAGCCAAUUCGUACCGGUUCUCCAUCUCGUGGUCCCGAGUCAAACCUUUGGGAGGAAAAGAUGAUCCGGUGAACGAACCGGGUUUGGCAUACUACGAUCAACUGAUCGACGCUUUGCUCGCCGAGGGCAUCACACCCUGGGUCACGUUGUACCACUGGGACCUCCCGCUCGAGCUGGAGAAGCGAUACGGAGGCUGGCAAACGGACGACAAGAGCCAGAUCAUCGAUGAUUUCGUCUCGUACGCCGGCUUGCUCUUUGAAAGAUACGGUGAUCGGGUCAAGAACUGGAUCACCCUGAACGAGCCACACAUCUUUACCAUGCUUUCGAGCUUUGGCUUGAAACAGCCUUGGAACAGGGAGACCGAUACCUGGAAGACCGGCCAUCAUCAGCUCCUAGCCCACGCAUACGCUGUCGAGCUGUACCGACAAAAAUACCAAUCUUCUCAAGGCGGAAAAAUUGGUAUCACCUUGAAUUGCGACUGGUGUGAACCCAUCGACGAUUCACCGGAGGCCAAGGCCUGUGCACAGCGUAUGUUGGAUGCCGUGCUCGGUUGGUUUGCUGAUCCCGUCUUCCAUGGGCAUCUGAAUCAGACACUCAAGGAGGAACUCGGAGAUCUCCUUCCAGACUUUACUGAUGAAGAAUGGAAGGUCGUCAAGGGAAGCUCGGAUUUCCUCGGCUGGAACCACUACGGAACCUCGUAUGCCACAGGGAAAAAGUUCCCCUUCAAGGACGCCGAUCCCAGACAGUUCAUCUUUGGUUGCGUGGAGAGAACAUUCGAAAAGGACGGGCAACAGAUCGGGAUCAAAGGUCAUAAUGGGCAUCCUUAUAUCGUCCCCUGGGGUUUCCGCAAAUUCAUGCGAUACCUCAACGAACGGUACGCCAAGCCCUGCAACGUACCGAUCGUCAUCACCGAAAACGGGUUCCCCGUCGAAAACGAGGGAGACCUUCCCACCUUGGACGACAUACUCGAGGAUACGAAUCGACAGGUGUACUUUAAUUCUUACUUGAAGGAGAUGAUCGAAGCUAUUCGGGAUGACGGGGUGAAUCUGACGGGUUACUUUGGGUGGUCGCUGCUCGACAACCUCGAGUGGAUCUUUGGUUACAAGCCGAGAUUCGGAGUGACCCACGUAGACAGGGAAAACGGGUUCAAGCGGACCCCUAAACAAUCGGCGUUCGUGAUCAAGUCCAUCUUUGACCAUGCCAUCGCAAAUUAAACCCAUGCAGUCGGGCUCCAACAGAUCGAUAAACCAGAAGUCGAUGAACAGGAAACAAGUUGUGAUAG
Messenger RNA from Filobasidium floriforme, 1562 nucleotides. RefSeq names its product beta-glucosidase 1A. The record is from RefSeq and is a predicted model, not a curated record. Gene Ontology annotation, biological process: carbohydrate metabolic process. Gene Ontology annotation, molecular function: beta-glucosidase activity. The transcript has 10 exons. Bases 58 to 1494 code for a protein of 478 amino acids. Lineage: Eukaryota; Fungi; Basidiomycota; Tremellomycetes; Filobasidiales; Filobasidiaceae.